This is a messenger RNA of Nematocida homosporus, 909 nucleotides long. RefSeq lists its product as uncharacterized. The record is from RefSeq and is a predicted model, not a curated record. The coding region runs from base 1 to 909 and encodes 302 amino acids. NCBI's taxonomy places the organism in Eukaryota, Fungi, Microsporidia. Gene Ontology annotation, cellular component: cytoplasmic exosome (RNase complex); nuclear exosome (RNase complex). Gene Ontology annotation, biological process: U5 snRNA 3'-end processing; U1 snRNA 3'-end processing; nuclear polyadenylation-dependent rRNA catabolic process. The transcript has a single exon.
AUGCCCCAUAAGACUACUCGUAUAGAUGGCCGCUUUCCUUGCCAUUCCAGAAAGAUUGAAGUCCUUUCCUUCCCUAAUUCCCUCCUUAUUCGCAAGUUCUGGGACCUUUCCACAGAAAAGCUUUAUUCUUCCACUAUCAUUUGCUAUACACAAAUAGAAAUCAAACAACCAUCAGCCGAUAAUCCAACUCAAGGUCUUCUUUCUAUCUUUACUUCUCAACCCCAUUUACAAACCCAACUAGAAAGACUUUGUCGUGAUAACAAAUUCCUCAAUCUCAACCAACUAACUAUUCUUCCUAAAGUAGCCGUCUGGUCCAUUAAAAUAGACCUUUUCAUUGCUCAAGAUCAAGGUGGUCUUCUAGAUCUAGCCAUUACAGCUAUUCAAACUUCUCUAUCUAAUCUUCAAUUCCCCAGCCGCCAACUUCAUCUUCCCCACCUCCCACCCCAUCUCCAGCACAUUUCCACUCGUCCUCUCACCCUCACCCCCAACUACCAACUCUUCCCCCAAACUCUUCUCUUCCUUCCCAUUUCAAACUUACUCACAUCUUCUCAUGUUAGCUUGUCUUCUAAUCUGAAUACCACUACUACCACUACUAAUCUGAAUACUAAUACCACUACUACUACUACUAACUUAUCUUCUAAUACCAACACCAAUCUUAAUACUACCAACACAAACUCAACUCAACAUAACUCAAUUCAACAUAACUCAACUCAACAUAACUCAACCCACCAGAACACUCUCUUUAUUGACCCACUUAAAUCUGAACUAGAUAGAUCCGAUGGUCUUUUAGAACUCAUACUUACUUCAGAGAAGAAUAUAGCCCACUUACUCUUCAUUGGUUCAGUUCCUAAACUUACUCUUUUCCAUACACUUCUUAAAUCAAUAGAUAACCAGCAAUCGCCAAGGUGA